Molecule: messenger RNA, 1791 nt
Organism: Prionailurus viverrinus (fishing cat)
Lineage: Eukaryota; Metazoa; Chordata; Mammalia; Carnivora; Felidae
Gene: EEF1A1
Product: eukaryotic translation elongation factor 1 alpha 1
Exons: 8
Coding region: 109-1497 (462 amino acids)
Biological process (GO): translation; translational elongation
Molecular function (GO): GTPase activity; translation elongation factor activity; GTP binding
Source: RefSeq, a predicted model, not a curated record
GGGGAGGAUCGUAUAUAAGUGCCGUAGCCGCCUUGAACGUUCUUUUUCGCAACGGGUUUGCCGCCAGAACACAGGUGUCGUGAAAACCACCGCUAAACCUAAACCAAAAUGGGAAAGGAGAAGACUCAUAUCAACAUCGUCGUCAUUGGACACGUAGAUUCGGGCAAGUCUACCACUACUGGUCAUCUGAUCUACAAAUGUGGUGGGAUCGACAAAAGAACUAUCGAAAAAUUUGAGAAGGAGGCUGCUGAGAUGGGAAAGGGCUCCUUCAAGUAUGCCUGGGUCUUGGAUAAACUGAAAGCCGAACGUGAACGUGGUAUCACCAUUGAUAUCUCCCUGUGGAAAUUCGAGACCAGCAAGUACUAUGUGACCAUCAUUGAUGCCCCAGGACACAGAGACUUUAUCAAAAAUAUGAUUACGGGCACAUCUCAGGCUGACUGUGCUGUCCUGAUCGUUGCUGCUGGUGUUGGCGAAUUUGAAGCAGGUAUCUCCAAGAAUGGGCAGACCCGUGAGCAUGCCCUUCUGGCUUACACACUGGGUGUAAAACAACUUAUUGUUGGUGUUAACAAAAUGGAUUCCACUGAGCCACCCUACAGCCAGAAGAGAUACGAGGAAAUCGUUAAGGAAGUCAGCACCUACAUUAAGAAAAUUGGCUACAACCCCGACACCGUAGCAUUUGUGCCAAUUUCUGGUUGGAAUGGUGACAACAUGCUGGAGCCAAGUGCUAAUAUGCCUUGGUUCAAGGGAUGGAAAGUCACCCGUAAAGAUGGCAAUGCCAGUGGAACCACACUGCUUGAAGCUCUGGAUUGCAUUCUGCCACCUACUCGUCCAACUGACAAGCCCUUGCGUCUGCCCCUCCAGGAUGUCUACAAAAUUGGUGGUAUUGGUACUGUCCCUGUGGGUCGAGUGGAGACCGGUGUUCUUAAGCCAGGCAUGGUGGUCACUUUUGCUCCAGUCAAUGUUACAACUGAAGUAAAGUCUGUUGAAAUGCACCAUGAAGCUUUGAGUGAGGCUUUACCUGGGGACAACGUGGGCUUCAAUGUCAAGAACGUAUCUGUCAAAGAUGUUCGUCGUGGCAAUGUGGCUGGUGAUAGCAAAAAUGACCCACCAAUGGAAGCAGCUGGCUUCACAGCUCAGGUGAUCAUCCUGAACCAUCCAGGCCAAAUCAGUGCCGGAUAUGCACCUGUGCUGGACUGUCACACAGCUCACAUCGCCUGCAAGUUUGCUGAGCUGAAGGAGAAGAUUGAUCGUCGUUCUGGAAAAAAGCUGGAAGAUGGUCCCAAGUUCUUAAAAUCUGGUGAUGCUGCCAUCGUUGAUAUGGUUCCUGGCAAGCCCAUGUGUGUUGAGAGCUUCUCUGACUAUCCUCCUCUGGGCCGUUUUGCUGUUCGUGACAUGAGACAGACGGUUGCUGUGGGUGUCAUCAAAGCAGUGGACAAGAAGGCAGCUGGAGCUGGCAAGGUCACCAAGUCUGCCCAGAAAGCUCAGAAGGCUAAAUGAAUAUUAUCCCCAAUACCUGCCACCCCAGUCUUAAUCAGUGGUGGAAGAACGGUCUCAGAACUGUUUGUGUCAAUUGGCCAUUUAAGUUUAAUAGUAAAAGACUGGUUAAUGAUAACAAUGCAUCGUAAAACCUUCAGAAGGAAAGGAGAAUGUUUUGUGGACCAUUUGUUGUUUUUGUGUGUGGCAGUUUUAAGUUAUUAGUUUUUAAAAUCAGUACUUUUUAAUGGAAACAACUUUGACCAAAAAUCUGUCACAGAAUUUUGAGACCCAUUAAAACAAAAGUUUAAUGAGAAA